This is a messenger RNA of Chara braunii, 3525 nucleotides long. The record is from the annotation of a GenBank genome assembly. NCBI's taxonomy places the organism in Eukaryota, Viridiplantae, Streptophyta, Charophyceae, Charales, Characeae.
ACGUGGCACUGUUGCUGACGUGGUACUGCUGACGUGGCACUGUACCAACCCGGGAAUGCAUGCAAAGGGGUGGGUGGGAGGGAAAACGAAGGUCACGGUUGCCGUGGAUGAGCAUGGAUGUGGCGGAAAUGAGGACAUCAAUUUCCAUUAUACAGGGUUCUCGCUUUCUGGGAGGGUGAUGGGUGUGGCUGGAGGGCCUAGUUGUAAAUCCCCCAACCAUGGUCCGCAAGGAGUGAAUGUUACUGUGUCUUCCCUGGCCGGCGAAGAAGUUUCCUGCACUGAGACAGGCGAGGACGGGUCAUUCUCCUUUGGAAAUCUGCCAACGGGGCGAUACUUGGUCUCAGCUUUCCAUUCGAGAUGGAACAUUGAAGGCAGCCCUGUUGAGGUUACUCUUGGAUGGGGAAAUGCGAUUGUUCCGGACGUGCUCUUGGUUGAUGGAUAUGACCUUGAAGGCUCCGUUGUUUCACAGGGCAAUCCAGUUCUUGGUGUGCAAAUCUACCUCUUCUCCGACGAUGUAGGCAACGUGAAGUGUCCUCAAGGCCUUGGAAACCCACCGCAAGCGAACUACAAGUAUGCGUUGUGUCAUGGUUUGUCGGGCACAGAUGGCCGUUUUAACUUUCCCGCAGUGCCUUGUGGGGAGUAUGUGGUGGUCCCCGUGUACAAAGGGGAGCAUACAGUGUUUGACGUUUCUCCUCAGAGCCAAAAGGUGGUGGUCGGACAUGGGAAAACAACAGUGGAUCCUCCUUUUCAGGUGACAGGUUUCUCAAUUGGUGGGUGGGUGAGAGAUGGUGCUGGUCAAGGUAUCGAAGGGGCCUCAAUAUUGAUCGAUGGAGUUGAGCGUGUUGUGACAGAUGACACAGGGAAGUACAAGAUUGACCAGGUGACAUCUGCUCGCUACACAAUCGAGGCACGAAAGGGCACCUACAAGUUCAGCUCACUGCAGAAGUUCAUGGUGUUGCCUAACCUGGACGUGCUGCCAGAUAUCAAGGUGACACACUACAGCUUGUGUGGCUCGGUUCAGGUGUUUGAUUCAAGGCUAGCGGGGCAGCAGAGACAAAUUGAAUUGGUCGUUAUGGGAGACCAAGAGACCCGGCAAGUGCUCGAAGUGGACAAGGAUGGCAGAUACUGUGCGCAGGUGGAACCGGGAAGGUAUCAAUUAAGUCCUGUUGUGUACCCUGAAGAGAGAGAAAGGGGACUUUUGUUUGCUCCAGCAUUCGAGGAGGUGACAAUAAGUCACAAACCAGUCCUCAAUGUUCAUUUUUCGCAGGCUUUGAUUUCCAUCUCAGGACGCGUACGGUGCAUACGUGCGCCUUGUGGUUCGGCAGUGACAGUGUCCUUGACUCCUGUCCCAAGCAACAAAGUGUCAGGAGGAACUGUAUCCAAACAGUGGAAUCAUACGGUGGUCUUGGGGCCGGAUGAUUCCUUCAUUUUCAAGGAUGUGUAUCCAGGGACCUACAUUGUCACGGCCAAGCAGCCAACUUGGUGUUGGCUAAAGAGCAGCCAAGAAGUAUCUGGCUUGGAGGAUAUAUUGGGGGUCGAGUUCAUCCAAAAGGGAUAUACUAUGACAAUAACUUCGAUGCAUGAGGUUUCUGCAGUAAUAACCAGCAAACACUCAAUGAUCAAAGAUGUGAUCAAGGUUGGAACACAGAAAUGGUGCCUUGAGCACCCAGAGGUCCAUGUGGUAGGAUUCGAGAAUCCGUGCUUAUUUUUUGGUCAGGAGUCGUUUUCCUUCGACCCAGAAAAUCCUGAGCCGAUCUUGUUGAAGGCAACAAAAUACCUCGUCAGAGGACAGCUAAUGGUGAGCUCCCUGAAAAAUGCGGAUGUGAACGCAAUUGGCCACGAGUUUUCUGUUGAUGUUUGCAAACCAAACGGCGAGAGAACGGAAACGCUGCAGGUCACCAGGGUUGCUGUGUUCAAUGAAAGCUCGCAGAGGGCAGUGUAUGGGUUCUCAAAAUGGGCUGAGAUGGGGGAGUCGUUCGUGUUCAUGCCAGAGCAUGCCUCGCUGCUAUUUUACCCUCGUCAUCGACAGGUGACCGUGGUGGAGGAUGGUUGUCAGCUGAUGAUGGAACCAUUCGACGUUCGGCCAGGGUUGACGAUCGAAGGUUUGGUGGCCCCACCAAUCGAGGGUGUUACGGUGACCGUUAAGUUCAAGAAGGCGAGUGCGGCCGCAGGCAGCGACGCUGGACGGAUAGCAGCAGUUGUCACUGCCGACAAUAUGGGAUCUUAUGCAGCUGGACCCUUGUUUGACGAUGCAUCAUAUGAAGUCGCUGCAGAAAAGGAAGGCUAUCAUUUCCGAUCACUGGGCAGCUACAACUUUGAAGGGCAAAAACUUGGCCAAGUUGUUGUCAAUGUCAGACUAACUGGCGUGCAAGAUGGAGAAGGUGAAGCAAUGAGUGGUGUGCUUCUUUCCCUCAGCGGCGCGGGCGGCUAUCGGAAAAAUGCUGUCUCGGGCCCAACUGGCUCCUUCUCGUUCACUGGCCUGUUCCCAGGGAGCUAUUUUCUGCGGCCGAUGUUGAAGGAGUAUAGUUUCACACCGGCUGCUGAGGCGAUUGUACUGAAGGGUGGUGAAUCGAAGCUUGUUGAAUUUAUUGCACGCAGGGUUGCCUACAGCGUGCGAGGAUCAGUCAGAGCUCUUGGUGGGAGGCCUGAGGAGGGAGUUUUGGUGGAGGCACGUUCCCAGUCUGGGACACAGUAUGAGGAGGCAAGAACAGACGCUCAGGGUCAAUACCGUCUUCGAGGACUUCAUCCUCAGGCAGCGUAUAGAGUUCAAGUCAAGUUGAACGCAGAAAUCCAAUCGAGAAUUGAACGCUCGUCACCAAGCAAGUUUGAGAUUACGAUUGGUGUGAAUGACACCGAGAAUGUAGACUUUGUCGUCUUUGAGCAACCGGCAACAUGCACGCUAACGGGAACGGCACGACCGUCAACCAGCCAGUGGCAGCCUCACAUUAAAGUCCAAGUUGUGCACGCCCAGUCGCCUGACAGGGUGGAGAGAGAGGUUCCACUGCCGUUGUCGCAUUUCUUUGCGAUUCCAGGACUACAGAAAGGGAAGUACAUUGUGCGGCUCGUCUUCGGACUCCCUGAACGCACCCAUAACUUCAAAUCCAACUCUGUGGAGGUGGACCUGGAUGCCAACUGCCAAGUACACAUUGGUGCCCUUGAGUUUGAAGCAGAAGAGAGGCAUGAGAAACAGGAAUUGGCACCUGCCCCUGUGAUCCCAGUCGCUGUUGGCUUGCUUAUCAUCGUUUUGGCGGCAAACAUGUCAAGGUUACAGAGCACCUAUAGUUGGGUUGUUGGCGCAGCAACGACUACCGCAGCUGCAACUGGAGUCAACUCUGGAACUGGCUCUGGUUCAGGAGCUGCAGGUGCAGCGCAAGCUGCCGCAGCGGAUAAGAGAAGGGACAUGAAAAAGCUUGCCAGGAGGCGGAUAGCAUGAUUCAGGAGGCCAGCUGUAGUGGCGUGGUGAUUGCUCUGCAGUGUGGCGUACCCAGCAUGCAAUGAAAAAUCCGAAGCCAUGCCAUUCACGAG